CGCCGCAGUGCGCAGGCGCGCACCGUCUCCGUUUCCCUCCUCGCAGCCCGGGCCCCCUCCUCUCCCCUUCAAGGAGCCGGCUGCGGGGCGCGCUCACCCCGCCAGGAGGGGCAGCCGCACUCGGAGGCGCGCUCCCCGCUCCCGGAACACCAUGUACCAACCCAGCAGGGGGGCGGCCCGGCGCCUGGGCCCGUGCCUCCGCGCCUACCAGGCUGGGCCCCAGGACCAGCUUUCUCCACGGGCUCUGCCAUUCCCACCCCUGUGGCCCCACUCCACGACUUCCACUUCUCCCUCUUCUCUGCUGUGGUCUCCCGCACUCUCAUGGCCGCCUGCUGGGCUGCUUCCCCGAGCUCCCCCGCUACCUCUCCCUCAGGUCCACGCCCUCAGCUCACCCUGGGCCAGUCUCCCUCCAGGAAAGGGGGAGGAGGGGCCAGGCCCUGAGUUGCAUAGUGGCUGUCUGGAUGGGCUUCGGAGCCUACUUGAGGGACCUUCGUGCCCCUACCUUGGGGCUGUGCUGUCUUUCCAAGCCCCUGUGACUGCCCGCCCUUCCCCUGCCACUCCAUCAGGAGACCCCAGUAUGGAGGAGCACCUGGCUGUCAUGUAUGAGAGACUGAGGCAAGAGCUUCCCACUCUCUUCCUUCACUCCCAUGACUACACCCUCUACUCCUCCGACGUGGAGUUCAUCAACGAGAUCCUGCACAUACGCACCAAGGGCCUGACGUGGUAUAUCCUGUCGCUGACCCUCUGCCGCUUCCUGGCCUGGAACUAUUUUGCACAAGUUCAGUUGGAGGUGCUGCAGUUGACCCGCCACCCUGAGAACUGGACCCUGCAAGCCCGCUGGCGGCUGGUGGGGCUACCCAUCCACAUGCUCUUUCUGCGUUUCUACAAGCGCGACAAGGAAGAGCUCUACCGCUUCUCUUCCUUCACCAGGACCUACGAUGCCUAUUCCACUUUCUACCUGAAUUCCAGCGGCCUCAUUUAUCGCCACCGCCUAGACAAAUCACUUCCUCCGGGCAGUUGAUGCCCUCACACUCACCCCCAAUGCCUGUGAAGAAGCUGCUUGUGGGAGCCCUGGUGAUGCUGGGGCUGUCAGAGCCAGAAGCCAACUUACACCUGUGACCCAAGGCCUCAUCCAGGAACGGGUGGGGCAGCACUGAAAACUGCUGCAUACGAGAGGUGGGCUGGCCAGUUUCUUCCUGCUCCUCCCUCCCUCCUCGCCAUCUCCUGCUGUGGAAAGCUGCUGUGUAAUUUAACUUGUAAAUAAUAAAGUCUAAAGUGAAAGUAUGA
This is a messenger RNA of Pipistrellus kuhlii (Kuhl's pipistrelle), 1287 nucleotides long. RefSeq names its product chromosome unknown C6orf136 homolog (gene CUNH6orf136). Lineage: Eukaryota; Metazoa; Chordata; Mammalia; Chiroptera; Vespertilionidae. Bases 152 to 1021 code for a protein of 289 amino acids. The transcript has 6 exons. The record is from RefSeq and is a predicted model, not a curated record.